GGCAACACUUAAUGUCCUUUCAUUGGUCUCUGUGGUUCUGACUUCUGUGGGUCUGUAUCUGUGGUCCUUUCUUUCACAUCAAUUCAAGUGCGAAGUAAUCAGGGUCAAUCCCUUCAAUUGUCAUAAUGGUCGCCGCAAAGAAACAGAAAAAGACCAUUGAGUCUAUCAAUACCAGACUGGCUCUGGUUAUGAAAUCUGGCAAAUACUGUCUUGGCUACAAGCAAACUCUCAAAACAUUGCGUCAGGGCAAGGCCAAGCUGGUCAUCAUUGCUAAAAAUGCACCACCACUAAGGAAAUCUGAAAUUGAGUACUAUGCCCUGUUAGCCAAAACUGGAGUUCACCACUACAGUGGCAACAACAUUGAACUAGGCACUGCAUGCGGAAAGUACUACAGAGUGUGCACACUAGCCAUUACGGAUCCCGGAGAUUCUGACAUUAUUACAACACUCCCAGAGGCGACAGCUUAGAUAUAAUAAAACUAGUACUUUAUAAAA
Molecule: messenger RNA, 494 nt
Organism: Maniola jurtina (meadow brown)
Lineage: Eukaryota; Metazoa; Arthropoda; Insecta; Lepidoptera; Nymphalidae
Gene: RpL30
Product: 60S ribosomal protein L30
Exons: 4
Coding region: 126-467 (113 amino acids)
Cellular component (GO): cytosolic large ribosomal subunit
Molecular function (GO): structural constituent of ribosome; RNA binding
Source: RefSeq, a predicted model, not a curated record